This is a messenger RNA of Colletotrichum acutatum, 910 nucleotides long. RefSeq lists its product as uncharacterized. The coding region runs from base 304 to 759 and encodes 151 amino acids. Lineage: Eukaryota; Fungi; Ascomycota; Sordariomycetes; Glomerellales; Glomerellaceae. The record is from RefSeq and is a predicted model, not a curated record. The transcript has a single exon.
CAAUUGCACACCGAUGACCGCUGUCGAAAUUCCAGAAGGACUCGGCGAAAAUCAUGCAUAGUGAGGCCGAUGGUGGUGGUGUUGCUCUCCAUCUACAAGCCUCGCAGGACUUGAAACCAGCAAUCUAUAAGGCUUUCAACGGCCCAAGGCGAUGAAUCAAAGUACGGGCUGCAAACCAGGGCCUCUCAUAGGAUUGUCUGCAACCCCUUGCCCUCUUCUCACCAGCCGUGCGUUGACAGGUUCACGGGCCAAUACCGGAGCCUUGGAUUUGGAGGGAAGGACCCGUCGAUCAAAGUCUCAAGCAUGCCUUUGCAUCGGUCGAAUGGCAGCUCGUCUCCCUUGAGACUUGCAUUGGCCGGUGUACGGGGACUGACGGAAGCCGUUGCAUCCAAGACAUAUUCCACAUUGGAUUAUCUAGGUACCUCCCUUUCGCCCACUCUACUCUGCGGGACUGAGAGAUGCUCAUCUAAGCUCCCUCGCCCAUGGAUCAUGGACUACUGGGAUCCGCUGCCCCUGGCAUCACAUCGCAUCUCAUUUUCAGCCAUCACCAGGUACCCUGCGAUCCAAGAAGCCCGCCCGAGUCUCUCUCACCAGGUGCCCGGGUCUGAUCUCGACAUGGCCUCCAAUGACGGCAUGAUGCUAAGCGCGUUUGAUCUGACCAUCCUCCCGAUAACUGGGAAGAGCAUGGAACCUUCGCAUGCAGAAGCUCCCGGGCAUGGUCAGCACCAGCACCAAUUCGGAACGUACUGUGGCCAAUAGGCACUACCAAGACAGCCACCACAGUAUGGUGGAACCUCUGGUGGAUGGCCUGCAUACACCAUUGCACAGCCUUAUCCCGGUAUAAUAGCACAACGAACAGUUGUAUACGAUCGCCGAGCUAGGGCGUCGAGUUACUUGGUCGAUAAUAACG